AUGUGGUUGUCAACCCGAGUAGAGAAUGUUGAUACAGGUAUUACUACUAAACAAGGUCCUAGUAUUCCUAUAGAAAGUCUAUUUUAUGCAUUUCUAAGACUUGGAAUAUUUUUUGAGAUUAUGUGCUUCACUGGUCUAACUCUGAUUAGUUAUGUAUCUACAGGAUCCUUAAUGCUUAAUUAUCAUUCAUUUCCAGAGAAUAUGCUACAAGGUUCCAUACCAUCAUAUGUAUCCUUAUGCUUCUUUUUAGGACUUAUUGGAGCUGGAAAAUUAAUGGUAUUCCAAAUACUUCUUGCAGAUGACACUUGCUUUGCCCGUGGAUAUGUAACUGGAUCAAAAAUAAUCAAAGUGGCAUCCUUGUUGGAUCUUGUUGGUAAAAUGAUAUGUUUUGUAUUUACAUUACAGCUAGGUGGUACUAGUGAAAAUGCUAUUGAAUUCAAUACUGCAGUAGCUCAAGGUGGAGUUGAAAUAAACUUUUUAACAUUUGGACAAGUACUUAGUGGAAUUGCAUUUAUUUCAUAUGGUUUUGGAUUUUUACUAUUAGAAUUAUUUCAGGAUGAAGGAGUAGGUAAUGUUUAUGGUUAUAUUAACUUCUUUUCUUUUGUAUCUGCUGGUAUUGCGAUUUUGAUAUAUGCCAUUAGUUUCAAGACAUCUGGAGCUAAUUUUGUUGCUUUAGUUGCAUUAAUGGGAGCAUUUAUUUGGGCUAGUUUCUUUGAACCAGCAGUUAAUGAAUUUUCACCAUCACUUGGUGAAACUGAAUUAACAAAUGAUGUUGAGACCCAAGUUGAAAAAUUUACUAGAACUAGCCACUACUAUAAUGUUGAUGAACAACCAGGUUAUACACCCCAAGGUUCAGGCUAUAUGCAAUAG
Cryptosporidium muris RN66 is the source of this 870-nucleotide messenger RNA. RefSeq lists its product as uncharacterized. The coding region runs from base 1 to 870 and encodes 289 amino acids. The transcript has a single exon. NCBI's taxonomy places the organism in Eukaryota, Apicomplexa, Conoidasida, Eucoccidiorida, Cryptosporidiidae. The record is from RefSeq and is a predicted model, not a curated record.